UCUGCCUCGCACCCCUAACCCCGCGCCCGCCUCCACCAUGCAGGCCCCGCUCAAGGAGCACCUGUACAAGCUGCUAGUAAUUGGCGACCUGGGCGUGGGCAAAACCAGCAUCAUCAAGCGCUACGUGCACCAAAACUUUUCCUCGCACUACCGGGCCACCAUUGGCGUGGACUUCGCGCUCAAGGUGCUGCACUGGGACCCCGAGACAGUCGUGCGUCUGCAGCUCUGGGACAUCGCAGGUCAAGAACGAUUUGGAAAUAUGACAAGAGUUUAUUACCGAGAAGCUAUGGGCGCAUUUAUUGUUUUUGAUGUCACCAGGCCAGCUACAUUUGAAGCAGUAACAAAGUGGAAAAAUGAUUUAGACUCAAAAUUAAGUCUUCCUAAUGGAAAACCAGUUUCUGUAGUUUUGUUGGCCAACAAAUGUGACCAGGGGAAGGACAUGCUCAUAAACAAUGGACUCAAGAUGGAUCAGUUCUGCAAGGAAAAUGGUUUUGUAGGAUGGUUUGAAACAUCAGCAAAGGAAAAUAUAAAUAUCGAUGAAGCCUCCAGAUGCCUGGUGAAACAUAUACUUGCAAACGAGUGUGAUCUAAUGGAGUCUAUUGAGCCGGAUAUUGUGAAGCCCCAUCUCACAUCGCCCAAGGUUGUCAGCUGUUCCGGCUGUGCUAAAUCCUAGUGGGCUCCUUUGAUAGCAGAUGUUAGAAAUAAUUCCACUAUCUCAUGAAAUGUGCCUCAGUUUUAUCAUCUUGGACAAAUGCCAAGAUAGAUACACAAGACAAGCCAAAAAUCUAUGCUGUAUGUAUCACAAAAGAGAAAGAAAUAGAAAAUAUUCUUCUUAUGUUUUCUUCAACAUCAGCACAAUGUUUACAUGUUUUAAAUAUUAGUCUGUUACAAAAUUCUGUCCUGUAGAUGAAGAGAAUUCUAUAAGGCCAGAACCUAUUUUGUUAUUUGAUUUUUUGAAUUAGCUAAAGUCUCAGAUCUUAAAGAAAAAGGUCAUAAGAAGAGACUAGCUCUUAAGUUAAGCAUUGGAUUUUGCUUUAUUCUUGGUGUCUUUGUCUAUAUAUUAAUAUGUUCUAUAAAGAAGAAAUAGUAAUUCCUCAGAAAUGACCUGUAGUCUCAACAGCACUAAGAGUUGUCUCAUAAACAACUUUAAAGUUCAAUAGACAGAGUUGUGGCUCUUACUGUCCCUUACCUUGUGUUGGUUUUAUUGAAAAAGUAUAGGAAAAUGCUGAGUUUUAUGUCUCCUGUAUGUACUUUC
Suncus etruscus (white-toothed pygmy shrew) is the source of this 1255-nucleotide messenger RNA. It is a transcript of the gene RAB38, whose product is annotated as RAB38, member RAS oncogene family. The transcript is spliced from 3 exons. Gene Ontology annotation, biological process: phagosome-lysosome fusion; endosome to lysosome transport. Lineage: Eukaryota; Metazoa; Chordata; Mammalia; Eulipotyphla; Soricidae. The coding region runs from base 38 to 673 and encodes 211 amino acids. Gene Ontology annotation, molecular function: GTP binding; GTPase activity. Gene Ontology annotation, cellular component: phagocytic vesicle; Golgi apparatus; late endosome. The record is from RefSeq and is a predicted model, not a curated record.